Ixodes scapularis (black-legged tick) is the source of this 1105-nucleotide messenger RNA. RefSeq lists its product as uncharacterized. The record is from RefSeq and is a predicted model, not a curated record. NCBI's taxonomy places the organism in Eukaryota, Metazoa, Arthropoda, Arachnida, Ixodida, Ixodidae. The transcript is spliced from 5 exons. The coding region runs from base 243 to 548 and encodes 101 amino acids.
GCAUCGUAAUGGCACUAUUUCGUGUAUCACUACUGCGUGAUGCACGUUACAGACCCCUGGUAGCAGUCGUCCUGCACUGGCUAAAUUGCUCAUCCAAUGCGGAGACCCGUCACCUCAUUUCAGUGACCGGCCAACUUUACGCUGUCUAAAUACUAAAUAUGCACACACCUGAAUUAGUAUCUCCGACUUGAAAUCGUAGAAUUAAUAUUCCUAAAAAUCUGUGUAAUCUCAUUUAGUUGCUCAUGGAGGCGACUGUAAGUUCCCCGGUCAGCCCGCCAGUGGACUCCCAGGUACCUAUGAAGCUGGUUCAAGAGAUGUCGACAAGCGAUAAGUUCCCCUUGGAUUUGUCGGAGGCCCGCAGUGCUCUCAGUGCUCCAAACAAUCUGCUUCCCACAGACGUUUCCACAAACAUCGAGCAAGACACUUGCGGCAACAGUGAGGCAUGUUCCACUGGAGCAUGUGCAGAAGCUCGAGUCGAUCAACUCUCAGCACGACCUCAAACUGGCUCCACACAUCAAGGAGAAGCACCUGAAUUCAUUGUAUUUUGACAAGAUGGAUGUGGGAUCUGCUUAUACUUUCUUGAACCAUGCAGUUGGUGCCGCCAUUAAGUAUCUUGUACAAGAAGGAAUAAUAGGCGAGGAAACUUUAACAAGAGCCUGGUUCCUGGAGCUAGUUUUCAAAUGGUUUUCGCUGAUGACCUCGCGCACCAUAAAACUGGCAGUGAGUGAGCUCAAUCCUAAAAAGCACGAAGAAGCGGUCACUCUCCUCGAAAAAGUUGGGUACAUCUUUUCGAGGCUGUCGUUUUACAAAGCAAGGAUAGAGGGAGUGCUUCAAACCGUGUCAGGCUGGCAUGAUAGUCACAGCGAAGUCUGCCCUCAAGCUUCAACAGCUCUAAAUCUAAGAAAAGGAAUGAAAGUUUAUUUUCAUGAUUCGUACGACACAGGACGGUCGGGAAAAUCUCUUCAACUUAAUUCGCAAAAAAAAAAAAAAAGAAAAGAAACUGUCUCGAGCCCUGGACUUCAAAAUCUCCCUUCGACUAAUAACAUUCAGCCAGUUCGUUGUUCCAUGCAAGUCUGGAAGCUAUGAUGAAGACCCCACAGAACAU